AUGUCAAAGGUCCUUAAACAAUGUGUUGUUCGGCCGAAUCCAGAUUGCCCUGCUGGUAAGCCCGGUCUGCCGGGAGAAGAUGGUCAAGAUGGAGAAGAUGCUCCCGAUGGCCCUCCAGGAAACGACGGAUUAAAUGGCGAUACCCACGACGAAAACGGAUGCUUCCUAUGUCCUGCAGGUCCACCAGGUCUUCCUGGAGAACCGGGACCACGUGGGCCUAUAGGUGUGCAAGGAGAUCCUGGAGAACCAGGGUAUCAUGCUAUUCGAAUCGGACCGCCAGGUCCACCGGGAUAUCCAGGCUCUCAAGGCCUCAAGGGAUCUCCGGGUCUACCAGGAAUACCCGGUUUCUCCGCCUUCAACUUUAAUGUUCCCGGUGAAAAGGGACCACCAGGCCCACAAGGUGAACCUGGAUCUAUCGGUGAGCCAGGUAUCGACGGUGAGAUCGGUUAUGUCGGCCCCGUUGGCGAACCAGGUCCUGAGGGACCUUGA
Cooperia oncophora is the source of this 489-nucleotide messenger RNA. NCBI's taxonomy places the organism in Eukaryota, Metazoa, Nematoda, Chromadorea, Rhabditida, Trichostrongylidae. The record is from the annotation of a GenBank genome assembly.